Molecule: messenger RNA, 1991 nt
Organism: Lactuca sativa (garden lettuce)
Lineage: Eukaryota; Viridiplantae; Streptophyta; Magnoliopsida; Asterales; Asteraceae
Product: putative chlorophyll(ide) b reductase NYC1, chloroplastic
Biological process (GO): PSII associated light-harvesting complex II catabolic process; chlorophyll catabolic process
Molecular function (GO): chlorophyll(ide) b reductase activity
Source: RefSeq, a predicted model, not a curated record
CUUUAUAUAUUUUUGAUUAUUUUUUUUUUCAAAUUUCAUAAAAUCAAAUGCACUAAACCGGAAACCCCACCUCCAUCUCACAAGAAUCGGAUCCAUUGCACUUUUUUAGGAAACCUCUAGAAUCUCGGCAAACCCGAAUUCCUGUAAUGGCGACGGUGGCCAAAUUUCCGACAAUUCCGACGGAUUGCCACCACAGAAGCACUCAAUCGGCGCCUCUGCAACUGGGAUUCUGCCGGAGAUCAAUCUUUUGGGAUCCAAUACCAGUUUCUAGACGUGGGCUGUAUGUGCAACCCUGUAGGUCGUUUAAGAGAGAUGAUGACGAAAAAGAUAAAGGUAGUUCCAGAAAUUUGGGGGAUUUUAAGCUCGAUGGUAAUAAGUUAAUGGAAGCUGUUAAAUCUUUGAUUUUACCAAAGGAUGAUUCGAUCGAGAAGCUGGAGGAGAAUUUGUCAAAGAUUGCGCUUCAUCUAGGGAGAUACAUCGUGACCAUGAUGAGCACGGGGGUAAUUUUGUCAAUUGGAUUCAAUUUGUCGGGUGGAGAAGGUGAAAUGAAUGAUUUAAUAUGGUAUAGUUGGGUUGGAGGCAUUAUAAUUGGAACCAUGAUUGGUUCCAAUAUGGUCUUGGAUGAAUUUAGUCGCGCGGGUCCCAGGAAUGUUGUCAUAACCGGAAGUACUAGGGGACUAGGAAAAGCACUUGCGCGUGAGUUUCUACUUUCGGGGGAUCAUGUGGUUAUUGCUUCAAGAAGCAAAGAAUCUGUCGACAUGACAAUUAGAGAGCUUGAGGAGAAUUUACAAGAAGGUUUGAACACCAAAAUGAAUUCAUCUACAAAAAAUCUAGAAUAUGCAAAAGUGAUAGGCACUUCAUGUGAUGUUUGUGACCCUAAUGAUGUUAAGAAAUUGGCAAACUUUGCUGUUGAUCAACUUGGUUCCAUUGAUAUUUGGAUAAAUAAUGCUGGGACAAACAAAGGAUUUAGACCAUUGUUGCAGUUUAGUGAUGAAGAUAUACAACAGAUUGUCUCUACGAAUUUAGUUGGAUCUAUUCUAUGCACUCGUGAAGCAAUGCGUAUCAUGGGCAACCAACAUCGAGGUGGUCAUAUUUUUAACAUGGAUGGUGCUGGAUCUGGUGGGUCAAGCACCCCUUUGACCGCUGUCUACGGGUCAACAAAAUGUGGUCUUAGACAACUUCAAUCAUCAUUAUUCAAAGAAUGCAAGAAAUCUAAAGUUGGAGUUCAUACAGCUUCUCCAGGCAUGGUUCUCACCGAUUUGCUCUUGAGUGGAUCGAGUAUUCAAAACAAGCAAAUGUUCAACAUAAUAUGUGAGCUUCCGGAAACCGUUGCUAGAACUUUGGUCCCACGUAUGCGGGUCAUAAAGGGAAGUGGUAAAUCCAUUAAUUACUUGACCCCACCAAGAAUCUUGCUUGCUUUGGUUACCGCAUGGUUAAGACGAAAAAGAUGGUUUGAUGAUGAGGGGAGAGCAUUAUAUGCUGCAGAAGCUGAUAGAAUAAGAAACUGGGCAGAAAGCAGGACUCGGUUUUCUUUCACAGAUGCCAUUGAAAUGUACACAGAAAACACUUGGGUUUCUGUGUUUUCACUUUCGGUUGUUUGUGCAUUCAUUAUUCUCUCAAGUACAACAGGCAGUGCAUCACCAGGGACUUAAAACAUUCAUCAUAUGUUCUUGAAUUUUAAUGAAAUACAACAUUAUAGGAUAUGAUCUUGCUUGAUUAUUUUGGUGCUUUUUUCUCCAAAUCACAUCCACCCAUUUGUUCUAAGGGUUGAAGGGAGGAUAUGGUAUGUGGAUCUUUUGGAGUUGCAUGAAGAAUGUGUGUUCAUGGGGAUAUCUAUGUGAAUCUUGUAAAGGAAAUUAGAAAAGGCAAUGGUUUAAUAGUUAAUGCCAUUGACAUCUUGUUGGACAUAGAUUGUAAAUGUUUGGGUUAGUAAUAUUGUACACAUCAUAGUAAAACUUAAUGGGUAUGGACUUAUGUGACGUUAUUUGUAA